UUUUUUUUUUCUUUUCAGCUGCUGGUCAGUCUUGUCCGCUCAACCAGUAAUCAACAUGUCAACACCGCGGCGAAGCACAUAUGUGUACUCUGGUACCGGGUACCAGCCAUUCGCCGUUCAAGAGGACCGCCCGCUUCCUGACCCGUACCGGUCUUUACGCGGCCCUCCACCUGCCCAAGCCGAGGAAGCGGGUUUUCAGUCCAGCCAGUCGACCAUCCGGGGUUCACCCACCGCUUCGGGCCGGUCGUCUACGGAAUACAGCGAGAGCUAUGUUGGAGACAUUGAAAAAAGCCUGCAUAACGACACCGUCCCUUCCCUCCCUCUCCAUUCUCUCCAGUCAGACAAUGGCAGCCAUGACGGGGAGCAGCAAGACAAGGAGAAGUACGGAGCGCCGGGUGUGGAAAUGAAGUCGACAACGACCACCACCGGCGCUGCUGCGGACCACUCGGGAGAGACGGGAGCACGAGCACGCCCUAAGCUGCCCAUCCGCGAGCGCCUCAAGCACUUCACGUGGGCGUGGUACACGCUCAUCAUGUCCACGGGCGGGCUGUCGCUGCUGAUGCGCGCGCAGCCGCACCAGUUCCCCGGCCUGUUCCAGAUCGGGCUGGCCGUCUUCGUCAUCAACAUCGUGCUGUUCGUGCUGGUCACGUUGGCGCAGAUCGCCCGCUUUGUCCUGUUCCCGGGCAUCUUCGCCCGGUCGCUGGGCCACCGGCGCGAGGGCUUCUUCUUCCCGACCUUCUUCCUAGCGGUGGCGACGUUGAUUACGUGCACGCAGCGGUACUGCGUGCCCGAGGACGCGGACGAGGCCCGGGCGACGGCGGGGACGCUGCUGUGGCUGCUGCGGGCCGCCUUCUGGACCUACCUGUUGCUGGCGACGUGCGUGGCCGUGGGCCAGUACUCGUACGUCUUCUCGGCGCACAGCUUCGGCCUGCAGACCAUGAUGCCGACCUGGAUCCUGCCCAUCUUCCCCGUCAUGCUCUCGGGCACCAUCGCCUCCGUCAUCGCCGGAUCCCAGCCGCCCGAGGAGGCCGUGCCCAUCGCCGUCGCCGGCCUGACCUGCCAGGGGCUCGGCAUCGCCGUGGCCUUCAUGAUGUACGCCCACAUGGUCGGCCGGCUGAUGCAGUCCGGCCUGCCCGACCGGGAACACCGGACCGGCCUCUUCAUGUGCGUCGGCCCGCCCGCCUUCACGGCGCUGGCCUUCAUCGGCCUGGCCACCGGCCUGCCCCAGGACUUCGACCACGACAUGGACGGCUUCGUCGACGCCGUCGUCAUCGAGACCAUGGGCCUGGUCGGCGCCGGCUUCCUGUGGGCGCUGAGCUUCUGGUGGUUCGGCAUCGCCCUCCUGGCCGUCCUCCAGAGCCCGCCCGAGCACUUCCACCUCGGCUGGUGGGCCUCCGUCUUCCCCAACACGGGCUUCGUCCUGGCCACCAUCUCGAUCGGCAAGGCCUACCACAGCGAGGGCAUCCUCUGGCUGUCGACCGCCCUCUCCGUCGUCCUGCUGCUCACCUACCUGUUCGUGCUGUACCAUCACGUGCGCGCCGUCAUAGUGCAGGACAUUAUGUAUCCGGGGCGGGACGAGGACGUGGAGGAUCAUUAAUAGUUUGCGGUGU
Molecule: messenger RNA, 1610 nt
Organism: Thermothelomyces thermophilus ATCC 42464
Lineage: Eukaryota; Fungi; Ascomycota; Sordariomycetes; Sordariales; Chaetomiaceae
Exons: 1
Coding region: 56-1597 (513 amino acids)
Biological process (GO): malate transmembrane transport
Cellular component (GO): membrane
Molecular function (GO): malate transmembrane transporter activity
Source: RefSeq, a predicted model, not a curated record